Chlorella variabilis is the source of this 1302-nucleotide messenger RNA. RefSeq lists its product as hypothetical. NCBI's taxonomy places the organism in Eukaryota, Viridiplantae, Chlorophyta, Trebouxiophyceae, Chlorellales, Chlorellaceae. The record is from RefSeq and is a predicted model, not a curated record. The transcript has 6 exons. The coding region runs from base 1 to 1302 and encodes 433 amino acids.
AUGAGCGAUGCCGAGGAUGAGUGGCACGAUGCGCUGUCGGAAAUCGACCUGGCCGAGGCGCUGCAGGGGUGGGAGGAGGAGGGCCGGUGGCACGACGAGAGCGUGGAUGAGGCCAUCCAGGUGCUGAAAGCGCACGGCCACCUGCUGCCAGCCGACCUGGAGGCGGCGGCCAAGCAGGACAUGGCGGCGGAGCAGCUGGCGGCGGUGCUGGAGGGCGCGCCGCGGGUGACCGUGGCGGCGGUGCCGGCCCUCAAGCUGAAGCGCUCGCGGUCGCAGCACCUGCGCUCCUCGCUGGACGCGCCCGGCGCCCGGCAGCUCCUGCAGCAGGCUGCGCAGCUGGCGGCGGACGGCCGCGUGCUGGGGGCGGCCGCCACGCUGCACCAGCUCGCCGAGCUGGUGGGCGGCAGCGUGGAGGAGCUGGCGGCGCUGCCCGACGACGCGCUGGCCGCGGCGACGCCAGCUGGCGCCAGCCUGGACGUGGCACGCGUGCUGGCGGACGCCUCGGCCGCCCGGGAGGCGCUGCGGGCACUGGAGGACCACAAGGGGUGGAUGGUGUCCCGCGACGACGCGCUCAAGGUCCACUACCGCCACCAGCGCGGCACCACGGUGCACAGGCAAGCCGCCGGCCGCGCCCGCCCGCCGCGUGCUGCCGCGCGCCUCAAGUUCUCCGCCGUGUUUGCCCACCCGCUGGAGCACCUGCUGGCGCUGGCGCACGAGUUCGACCUGGUGGUCACGUGGAACAAGUUCAGCCUGGCCAGCAUCAUGCUUGCCGAGCCCUCCAUCUUUGAGUCGUACCUGUAUGGGGCGCAGUGGAUGAUGAAGCCGUUCAAGAACAUGCAGGCGCUGCUGCGGGCGCGCGGGUUUGACCUGGCGCAGGAGCACCGCUGCCUGCUGGUCAGCAUAGGGGACUGCUCGCCGGAGGAGCUGCCGCAGGGGCAUGUGCCGCUACCCAAGGAGUGGGCCAAGCGCAAGCUCAUCAACUUCCUGGCGGGAUCCUGCCUCAAGCUCAGGCCGCUGGCGCCGUCUGCCGACGGCGCGCCGCGCACCGAGGGCAGCCUGCUGAUCCAUUUGGACCCCCACAUCCCCUUCAUCCCCGCCUUCCUCCUGAACUUUGUGCUGGGCGUGCUGGCGCCCUACAUCUUCAACCAGAUGAAGAAAGUGCUGGACGGCUCGUUUGCCGACCCGCAGGGCGAGUACAGCCGCCGCAUCGCGGCGCAGCCCCAGCUGUACGGCCUGGUGCGCCGCCGCAUGGCCGAGUACGAGGGGGAGCUGGAGGCGGAGGCGGAGGCGGAGGUGUUGUGA